GUCAAAUGAGGUAGUAGUUAGAAUAGCAUUGUACGCUUAAUGUGAAUUUAAAAUAAAUUAACAUAUUAAAGACGGGAAAAUGAUUCACAGUUUGUUUAUAAUAAAUCCUUCUGGUGAUGUGUUUCUUGAAAAACAUUGGCGAAGCGUCAUUCCACGAUCAGUAUGUGAUUAUUAUUUAGAGGCUCAAAGAGCUUCACCUAACGAUGUACCACCUGUGCUUGCUGCUCCCCAUCAUUACUUGAUAUCUAUUCAGCGAGGGGGGGUUGCUCUUGUAGCAGUCAGCAAACAAGAGGUUGCUCCACUUUUUGUGAUAGAGUUUCUGCAUAGAGUUGUAGAUACUUUUCAGGAUUAUUUCUCUGAUUGCACAGAGACUAUUAUAAAAGAAAAUUAUGUUGUUGUGUAUGAGCUGCUAGAUGAAAUGUUGGACAAUGGCUUUCCAUUGGCCACUGAGAGUAAUAUUCUCAAGGAAUUAAUAAAACCGCCUAACAUUUUGAGAACAAUUGCUAAUACUGUUACUGGUAAAUCAAAUGUGUCAUCAAUAUUGCCUUCCGGUCAGCUUUCAAAUGUUCCGUGGAGAAGGUCAGGUGUCAAGUAUGCUAAUAAUGAAGCAUAUUUUGAUGUCAUUGAAGAAGUUGAUGCUAUAAUUGACAAAAGUGGUGCAACAGUGUCAGCUGAAAUACAGGGUUAUAUUGAUUGCUGCAUCAAGCUGAGUGGUAUGCCAGAUUUAACACUAACUUUUGUGAACCCGCGUCUCUUUGAUGACGUUUCAUUCCAUCCUUGUGUUAGAUUUAAGCGUUGGGAGUCUGAAAGAAUAUUGUCUUUUAUACCGCCUGAUGGUAAUUUCCGUCUCAUGUCUUACCAUAUUGGAUCCCAGAGUGUUGUUGCAAUUCCUAUUUAUGUUAGACAUAACCUCACUCUAAGGAAUAAUGGUGAUCAAGGAAGAUUAGAUCUGACUGUUGGACCAAAACAGACCAUGGGAAGAACAUUAGAAAAUGUCGCAUUAGAAAUCUGUAUGCCAAAAUGUGUUCUAAAUUGUUCUCUGACGGCCAACCAGGGUAAAUACUCUUACGACCCUGUAAGCAAAGUUCUACUCUGGGAUAUAGGACGCAUUGAGCUACCUAAACUGCCCAAUAUACGAGGAAGUGUGUCAGUGGCUUCUGGUGCGGAUACUUCCGGCGCCAAUCCAAGCAUUAAUGUUCACUUCACAAUACCUCAGCUGGCGGUCAGUGGGCUCAGAGUGAGCCGGCUGGACAUGUACGGCGCUAAAUAUAAACCUUUUAAGGGCGUUAAAUACGUAACGAAGGCUGGCAAGUUCCAUGUGAGAAUGUGAAAUUAAAAUGGGCGAUGUAAUUGUUAUACACUUAUUCAUAUUUUAAGCAAUUAAACAAUUUGUAUUCUGUUAUUUUGAUUUAUUUCACUUAUUAUUAAAGUUACUGAAAAUAAA
Vanessa tameamea is the source of this 1444-nucleotide messenger RNA. RefSeq names its product AP-3 complex subunit mu-1 (gene carmine). The record is from RefSeq and is a predicted model, not a curated record. The transcript is spliced from 10 exons. Gene Ontology annotation, biological process: endocytosis; intracellular protein transport. Bases 80 to 1330 code for a protein of 416 amino acids. Lineage: Eukaryota; Metazoa; Arthropoda; Insecta; Lepidoptera; Nymphalidae. Gene Ontology annotation, cellular component: cytoplasmic vesicle; clathrin adaptor complex.